Molecule: messenger RNA, 2851 nt
Organism: Mytilus trossulus (common blue mussel)
Lineage: Eukaryota; Metazoa; Mollusca; Bivalvia; Mytilida; Mytilidae
Product: tumor necrosis factor ligand superfamily member 6-like
Exons: 5
Coding region: 181-1098 (305 amino acids)
Biological process (GO): immune response
Cellular component (GO): membrane
Molecular function (GO): tumor necrosis factor receptor binding
Source: RefSeq, a predicted model, not a curated record
AGACUUUCGGUUUUAGACUUAGUGUCAAGUUUUGAUGCAAUUUAGAAUUAUGUUUGGAGACUAUCGUUAAUUUAUCCUGCAUACCUAAGCUUAAAAUCAACUAAAUUUGCAACUAGGUUUCAAGAAGAAAAAUAAAAAUAAGAACUUGAUACUAGUAGUGUAGAACACUGAAUAUCAACAAUGGAAGAUACCGCUGGAGCUAGUGGUACUGCACAAGGAGGGGAAGCAGAAAAAAUGCUACCAACAACUAAGGAUAAAGAUAAAGGAAAAGAGUCAUCAGGAGGAAAGUACAUGAAGAAGACAACUCUGACCAUUCUCCUGGGGAUCCUUAAUGUCUUCUUACUGGCCAUCUUGAUUUUCAUCAUUGCCUUUUUUGUGAAGGAUAAAUCCCAGAGAGUGAUAAUCAACCCUUCAAAGACAUUUUGUCUGCCUUGUGAUGAGGUAUCCAUCCACCCUGAUGAUGACCCAAUCAAUUUCAGGCAAUUUUCUAAGAGAGAUGAAAAUGGAAAGGAGAUUUGUUGUGCAGAUGAGGGUCAAAACUUGGAUAAACUGAUGGAAUUGUAUGUUGAAAGGAAGCAUGCUAUGAAAGCAUCAGCAAUGAACACCCAGGAACUUCAGGCAGCUUGUAACAGUAAGGUGGAUGACUUUGAACCAAGAGUUAUAGGAAGGGUAGCUGGUAUAGCAAAUACAAGUCCAGAUGGUGUUAACCAUAAAGUUCACUGGAAGAUGACUGGAAAUGAAAGAGGCCUCUACUUCAAAGAUAACGUCACCUAUAGUGAUGGUGAGUUUGUAAUCAACAAACCAGGAUAUUAUUACGUCUACUCCCAGGUCACACUGGACUUCAGUGCUGCCAAACAAGAUCAGACCAAAAGUCUUUGCCACUACCUGUAUAAAACUCCUCAAACAGGACAACCAGACAAAUUGUUGGAAAACAGCCGCACUCGUUGUAAAUUCCAGGGUUCCAGCACACAAUCAACAAGUUAUAUUGGAGCCGUCUUUAAUUUCAACGCGAAGGACAAAUUGAUGGUGAAAGUCAGCGAUCCAAAUAUUCUUGACAAAGCAGACUCAAAGAGUUAUUUUGGACUUCAUAUCAUUUAAACACCUAUUUAUUUUCAAGUGGGGGGUAUUCAUUAAAAGAUAUUUUGGAUUGACAAUCAGAGUUUUAAUGCCUUUAGAAUUUUCUUUGUUUGGGAAAAAUUAAUGAAACUUUUCAUUAUUUUUUAUAACUAAUUGUAAAAUUGAGAUGAAAUAUUUAAACAUAUUUUAAAUUGAGACAGUUGUGACAAGUGAAUUACAAAAUGUACUUGAACAGAAGAAUUAGAAAUGAUUGUUUUUGUCACUUGACUAAUAAGCAGUGCCAUAUUAAGAUUUUGUUUUUGUGUUGAUUAGAUUUUUUUAUUUGUGUUUUCUUUAUUAAGUGCUUCACUUACAUUAGUUUUUGUUGUUAUGCAUUCCUUAUAACAUGUUUUAUGGUCACAUGGUAUAUUUCCUUUUUAAAUAACUUGUUUAAAAUUUUCUCAUCCUUUAUUUGAUUUCUGAAAACAUGAAAUAUAUGAACAAAAAUAAAGCUUAUUGAAAAUUUCUGGACCUGCCACUUUAAAUGACCUUACUAAAAUAUAAUUUGUCUUAUUUAGAGCUGAAGUUAACUUCUACAAAUAAAGAGGAACACUUGAAUUCACUGAAAAAAAUGUGUGACUGAAAGCAAGAUCUCUUUUUUUAAUUUUUACUUUAUUUAAACAGGAAAUAUGCACAGAUUUGUGACAUAAUAUAUUUUUAAUACCCUACUAAAUCGUUUUGCUUUGAUUGUUAAUGUACUAGCAUACAAUAAAUAGCUUUAUGUAACUUUUUACACUGAAUUAUUGUCAUAUUUACUUAUUGUACUCAUUGUACAGAUUAAACCCAUAUUAUCUUACUGGUGUGUUAAACAUAUAUAAUAGUUUUAAAAAAAGAGUCUUAAAGACAGAUCAAGAUAUGUGCUUAGCAAAUGAGAAAUUAUGAUCAUGAACAUUUAGGUUAUGACCCCAUAGUGCUAGCAAAUUUCCUUUGGAUACAAACACAUUUUUGUUUGAAAAAUAAAAGUCAAGAAAAAUAUGCAAUCAUUGAUUAUGAAUUAUACUCAUAUUGUUGUUCCUUAAAUGUUUCAACACAACUGUAUUCAAAUUGAUAUAACUAACUAAAUUGAGAUGUUUUGUAUACAUUGUUAAAAUGAGUGUAUAACCAAGGUUUAUAUCUGAUUUGUAACUAAUUUCUACUGUAUUGGUGAAGGACAUGAUGCACAACUUGUAAUUUGUUGUUGAUUUUACAGUUUUAUAGAGAAAUAAUCACCAAAAAUAUUUUGUAUAUGAUAAUGUAUUUUAAAUUAUGUAGUUCAUUUUUUCUUAAGUGUUGGUUAGCAUAGCAUUCCUAACUUCUAUGGGCAGUUUAUACUACAAUGUACCUCUAAAACAAAUCAAAUGAAUUAAAAUGAACAAAAUUUAAAACAUGCAUAGUCUAUGGGGAUUGUUUAAUUUAGUUUUGAUAUAUCUUUUAAAGAUAGAUAAUCCCUUCCUGCCUUAAAUUAAAUUUAAUAUUCAGUUCCUAAGAUAAAAAUUGAAAGUUAGAAACACCUAAUUUUUCCUGAAAAUGUAAUGUAAUCGUUACAAGGACAUUGAUUCAUAGUUGUAAUUAUUCAUAAAUCAUUGUAAAAAUGCAAUAUUCUUUUGUAGCAUUAUAUCAGUUCAAAGAAGCAUUUUAAAUGCUCAGCUUGAAAGCUUUUAUACUAAUGUAUUUUAAUCAUAUAAUUUAAUCUGUGUUUUGUCCUGUUUUGUAAAUAAGUCUUUAGUUUUUAUAAAUAAAAAAGCCAAAAAAAUAA